Messenger RNA from Penicillium cinerascens, 1542 nucleotides. RefSeq names its product Zn(II)2Cys6 transcription factor. The coding region runs from base 1 to 1542 and encodes 513 amino acids. The record is from RefSeq and is a predicted model, not a curated record. Lineage: Eukaryota; Fungi; Ascomycota; Eurotiomycetes; Eurotiales; Aspergillaceae. The transcript is spliced from 3 exons. Gene Ontology annotation, molecular function: DNA-binding transcription factor activity, RNA polymerase II-specific; zinc ion binding; transcription cis-regulatory region binding. Gene Ontology annotation, cellular component: nucleus. Gene Ontology annotation, biological process: positive regulation of transcription by RNA polymerase II.
AUGUCGAGAUCCUUCACCGGCUGCACAAGAUGUAAAGCGCGGCGCCAAAAAUGUGACGAGCAGAGACCGACGUGCGGGCGCUGCCAGACCGCGAACGUGGAGUGCAAAUAUGCGAUGCAGCUGCAGUGGGGUGGGCGGGCGUUUUCGCGAUCGCGAUUCGGGGCCUGCGUGGGCUCGAACAUGCAGAGAUUGGAAUACUCACCCGGCGAAUUCAUCUACACCACCAAGUCCAAGUCCAAGGCGGCUCAGGCUCAGGCUCAGGCUCAGGCCCUCGCUCAGACUCAGUCCAGCUCUAGCCUGAUCUUGGCGAAGCCUGUCGAUCCCUUCUCAUCGCUCUCCAACGAUCAAAAGGCGCUGCUACACCAUUUUAUCAACGAUGCCUCCCAGAUCACCGCCUGCCACUCCGGCAUGCAGCAAGAUAUCUGCCGCAUGAUAGUGCCCAUGGCUCUACAGACUCCAUCCUUGUUAUAUGCCACUACCGCCCUCUCCGCAAUUCACAUACAAGCCCUACAUAACCAGUCCGAGAGCGUCAAAACAGCACCCGAUAUCGCACGGCUGAUGGCACUAAGUCUGGAACACUUCCGACAGGAACUCCAGAAUCCCUCAUCGAAGGGCUCGGAGGCGUUGGUGGCGACUGCGCGGACACUUUGUCUGGCGGAGAUCCACUCGGGAGCGAUCAAUCCGAACUCAUGGCGAGCGCAUAUCGAGGGAGCGAGGGCGUUGAUGAAGACUUCGGAUGCGGCGGGUGAGGACUCGCUUCGAUCUGAGAGUGGUUUUCGCAGGUACUUGGAUCGCUGGUAUUGGUCUAUUGUGUCUCUUACGGCGUUGACGGGGAAUGGGCCGCCUAUUGGUAAUACCUCUGAGUUUGCGCCGUCGGAUUUGGCGUGCCAGCGGGGGUUGCCUGAUUAUUUGGAUGAUUAUUGGGGAUUCACGGUUGAUCUUGCUGCGGUUUUCCGACAAAUUGGUGCCGCUGCUUGGCAAAAUCACCAGGCUGAGAAGGAUCCGCAGGGGUUUAUCGAGGGUGAGGUCGAAAGUAACGUGGAAGACGAAGCGGCGACGCUAGAGUCUUCGGUUCGGCAUCUUAUGGACCGAGGUGCUAGUUCUGAGCCGUCACUAUACCCAGGCGUCGCUGAAGGACUGCCGGCGGAGAGCGUGCAGCAAUUGUCACUCUGCAACGAGGCUUUCCAACACAGUGCUCUGAUCCAGAUUAACAGACGUCUGCGCAGGAUCCCGACGGCGUCGGAUGAAGUACAGCAGUCUGUUCAGCGGAUCCUUGAGUGUACGGCACAAAUUGGGCCGUCAUCUGGCCUCAGCCCGUGGGUGAUGCUGACCACGCCGCUCUUUAUCGCGGGCUGUGAAGCGCUGGGAGAAGAUCGCGACACAGUGCGACAACUACUUGCGUCGUUACACGACACUAUUCGAGUACCCAAUGUGUUGCAGUCCCUGAAAUUCCUCGAGCAGUAUUGGUCUAAUCAGCUCAGUGAGGAAGAAGAUUGGAGCCAUUUCCUUGAUCGAAUGAACUUUGACUUCAUCCCUUAUUAG